Canis lupus familiaris (dog) is the source of this 2067-nucleotide messenger RNA. RefSeq names its product transcription factor 7 like 1 (gene TCF7L1). The transcript is spliced from 14 exons. Gene Ontology annotation, cellular component: beta-catenin-TCF complex. The record is from RefSeq and is a predicted model, not a curated record. Bases 1 to 2067 code for a protein of 688 amino acids. Gene Ontology annotation, molecular function: RNA polymerase II cis-regulatory region sequence-specific DNA binding; DNA-binding transcription factor activity, RNA polymerase II-specific. Lineage: Eukaryota; Metazoa; Chordata; Mammalia; Carnivora; Canidae. Gene Ontology annotation, biological process: regulation of transcription by RNA polymerase II; canonical Wnt signaling pathway.
AUGGUCUCUGAAACCAAGACUCUGAGUCAGUGGCUUACGGACCCGGUCCGGAACUCUGGGGCGAAGGUGAUCUUCGGGACUUCUGUGGCCAGCGACUUUAGACACCUGAGCCAGGGGGCAGUGCCGCCCGCCAGCGCGCCGGUGCGGCGGGAGGGGGUGUGCAAGCGGCGCGGAGUUCUGGGGGUUCUUCGGAAGAAAGUUAGGGGAUGCCUGGCGGGGGCGGGGGCCGGAGGGCGCGGGCGAGGCGCCGCGGAGCGGGUCGGGCCGAGGCGGGGGGCGAGGGCGGUGCGCGCGGCGGGGAGGCGCAGCCCCCGGAAGGGGGGCGGCGGGGGCGGCGGGGGCGGGGGCGGCGGCGGCGGCUCGGGCGCCGGGGCGGCCGGCGGAGGGGACGACCUCGGGGCGAACGACGAGCUGAUCCCCUUCCAAGACGAGGGGGGCGAGGAGCAGGAGCCGAGCAGCGACAGUGCCUCCGCGCAGCGGGACCUGGACGAGGUCAAGUCGUCCCUGGUCAACGAGUCGGAGAACCAGAGCAGCAGCUCGGACUCGGAGGCGGAGAGGCGCCCGCAGCCCGCCCGGGACGCCUUCCAGAAGCCGCGGGACUACUUCGCCGAAGUGAGAAGGCCCCAGGACGGCGCGUUCUUUAAGGGCCCCCCGUACCCCGGGUACCCGUUCCUGAUGAUCCCGGACUUGAGCAGUCCGUACCUCUCCAACGGACCCUUGUCUCCCGGAGGAGCGCGCACGUACCUGCAGAUGAAAUGGCCCCUCCUCGAUGUCCCCUCCAGUGCCACGGUCAAGGACACCAGGUCACCAUCCCCAGCACACUUGUCUAAUAAAGUUCCUGUUGUUCAGCCCCCGCAUCACAUGCACCCGUUGACGCCCCUCAUCACCUACAGCAACGACCACUUUUCCCCUGGCUCCCCUCCCACACACCUCUCCCCAGAGAUCGAUCCAAAGACAGGAAUCCCUCGGCCUCCUCACCCAUCUGAGCUGUCUCCAUAUUACCCACUGUCUCCUGGAGCUGUUGGACAAAUUCCCCAUCCCCUUGGCUGGCUCGUCCCACAGCAAGGACAGCCCAUGUACUCUCUUCCUCCUGGUGGUUUCCGGCACCCCUACCCUGCCCUCGCCAUGAACGCCUCAAUGUCCAGCCUGGUUUCCAGUCGGUUCUCUCCUCACAUGGUGGCUCCCGCCCAUCCUGGUCUGCCCACCUCAGGGAUUCCCCACCCCGCCAUCGUCUCCCCCAUUGUCAAGCAAGAGCCAGCGCCCCCCAGCCUGAGCCCAGCCGUGAGCGCGAAAUCACCAGUCACGGUGAAAAAGGAGGAAGAAAAGAAACCCCAUGUGAAGAAGCCUCUUAAUGCCUUCAUGUUAUAUAUGAAGGAGAUGAGGGCCAAGGUGGUGGCUGAGUGCACCCUGAAGGAAAGUGCAGCCAUUAACCAAAUCCUGGGAAGAAAGUGGCACAACCUGUCCCGAGAAGAACAGGCCAAGUACUAUGAACUGGCCCGGAAGGAGCGGCAGCUUCACUCCCAGCUCUACCCAACCUGGUCAGCCCGGGACAACUACGGUAAGAAAAAGAAGAGGAAGAGAGAAAAGCAGCUGUCACAGACACAGUCCCAGCAGCAAGUCCAAGAGGCAGAGGGUGCUCUGGCCUCCAAAAGCAAGAAGCCAUGUGUUCAGUACCUGCCCCCUGAGAAGUCCUGUGACAGUCCUGCCUCUUCCCAUGGCAGCAUGCUGGAUUCCCCGGCCACUCCCUCCGCAGCCUUGGCGUCACCAGCUGCCCCCGCGGCAACUCACUCGGAGCAAGCCCAGCCCCUCUCCCUCACCACCAAGCCAGAGAGCCGGGCCCAGCUGGCUUUACACUCAGCUGCCUUCCUGUCAGCUAAGGCAACAGCCACCUCCUCUGGCCAGAUGGGCAGCCAGCCCCCCCUUCUCUCCCGGCCCCUCCCCCUCGGGUCCCUGCCCACAGCUCUGCUGACCUCUCCCCCCUCCUUCCCAGCCACACUCCAUGCCCACCAGGCCCUCCCCGUGCUCCAGGCCCAGCCUCUUUCCUUGGUCACCAAGUCUGCCCACUGA